AUGGCGCCACCUACACAAUCGGCCCCUCUCGCCAGUCUCCUCGUGGCACGGUUCUUGCGCUCCAACAACUACACCGAGACUCUGGACGCCUUUAUACGCGAGGCAGGUCUCCCUUCAGAUGCAGGAGAGACAACAGAAAAAGAACCUGCUUCCGAGCCAGCCGGCGUAGGCCGGUGGACCCUCGAGGACAUUAUCCAGGAAAAGAAGACAUUUGAUCAAAGCCUGACUUUUGAAAGACAUGACGAGUCCGUGUCUGCCAAGGACCAGUGGACUUCCCUUGCACCAUCACAACCAACGGUGGUUGGCACUCCAAGCUCGACUAAUCUGCUCCACGUGUCCGUGAAGCCAUGGAAGCGAGACGACAAGGAGAGCAGCACUUCAUAUGUCGUCGCUACCGGGGCUGACAAGCGCCUCAGUCUGUUCAACCUAGACGCAGACCAGACCGUGGCCGCCUCGAUGACGCAACUGUCGGAUUCUCCCAUUCUUUCCCAGACCAGUGUCUGUGAUGGGAAAUAUCAGUUCUUAACUGGCAUGUCCGGAAAGCUUCUCCUAGUUCAGAACGACCAAGUCAUAGACAGCAGAAAGGACCACUCCAAGUACACUGUGCAGGUAGCCGCAUAUGAAGACCGCGAUGAUGGGAAUGUAUGGAUUGCCACUGCGGGAUGGGAUGCCCAAGUCCUGGUUUACCACAUGAAAGUGCCUUCUCCACCAGACGCUCCUAAAAUUGGCGAGCCCGUGGGAGCCAUAAAACUACCCACGAAUCCCGAAUCCGUCCUCAUUACCCGAAACCCAGACACGCAAGAGUUGACUCUUUUAGUGUCUCGGCGAGACUCGACACAUAUCUACUUCUAUAACCUGGAAGCCCUGCGCAGCACCAACGACGACACUGAUAAUGCUGCUACGGUCCAGUGCGAAGAAAUAGGAAAACAAAACCUCGCGCCGCAUUCCAAUGCAUGGAUUGCCUUUUCGCCGUCUUGUUUGGCACUGAGUCCCCACGACCCUGGGCUUUUGGCUGUUGCUUUGUCAACGAUGCCACAUAUGAAAGUCAUGAUUAUCCGAUUAUUAUUCCCUUCUUCUUCUUCCUCCUCCACACAAGAUUCCACUCCGCAGACUCGGGAAGAGCGAAACGAAUCCGCCUCGGUAUCGCAGGCAACCCAAGCGAUGGCCGCACUAGCCCUGCAAAACCGCGAAGACGCGGCAAUCGUGAUCCAGACAAACACAUUCGCUCCGCAAACCCCGUACUCGACGCCGCAGGUCGUCUGGCGACCGGACGGUUCUGGUGUCUGGGUGAAUGGGGACGACGGGGUGAUUCGAGGCAUCGAGGCCAAGACUGGGAAAAUAGUGACAAUGUUAAAGAAUGGCCAUGAAGUAGGCAGCAAAGUAAGAAGUAUCUGGGCGGGAUGGGUUGGGGAAAAGGAGGAUUCCAGGGAAGAGUGGGUGGUGAGUGGCGGGUUUGAUAAGCGGUUGAUUGUAUGGCGAUGA
Talaromyces rugulosus is the source of this 1482-nucleotide messenger RNA. RefSeq lists its product as uncharacterized. The transcript has 2 exons. Gene Ontology annotation, molecular function: protein binding. Bases 1 to 1482 code for a protein of 493 amino acids. Lineage: Eukaryota; Fungi; Ascomycota; Eurotiomycetes; Eurotiales; Trichocomaceae. The record is from RefSeq and is a predicted model, not a curated record.